AUUCCAUCAGGAUUUAUCGAAAUCAUGUUAACUUCGUCGUGUUGAUGGUACAGGAGAGAGACAGGAAAAGAAAUUACGUUCUGCCAUCGUCACACCUAGUGUGAUAAUUUUUUGGCACUGACUUUGAAAAUGAAAAAAAAGCAUGGUGUUUGUAGCCAGUACUAAUGAAGUUGGCUUGGACUUGAGGAAAGCCAACGCAAGAACAAAAUUAUCGAAAGAAAAGAAUGGCGAUAACUUCGGUGGCAGUAACUAUCGAUACGGCGGGAAAGCCGAAGAAAUUCGCAGCAAGAGAGCUUCGGAUCACAUGAAGUAUCUGACGAUGAAAGCUUCAAAAAUGGGUGAAGAUGUUGAAAGCAUCGCUGACACUAAAACUAAUUCAGAGGCGUUGACGGUACCUGGUGGUGUUUCCGAUAUUGCAUGGUACGAUGGUGUAUUUUCUUCUUUGUUCGGUGGAAACACUUGCGAAGAUAGAAAUGACAUGAAGAAUGAUGUUGGAAGCAUCCUUAUUUGUGGAUCACCAGGUAACCAAACAGAUGUAUCUUUAGUAGGUCCAGUUUUUGGACAAAUGGGAGAUUGUCAAGCUCAAACACAAUAUGACGAAGAAAGACAGGAUAUCGACAAUGAAUCUGCAUCGGAAGGAACAGUAUCAACACUAGGGAAGGAUCUUGGUGAUGAUCUCAAGUCACUGCCAUCUGUAAAUGGUGGGAUUCUUCCUGGAGAAGAUGACACGCACAUAGAUGUUGAUAUAGACAAUUUGCCGAUGUCACCGAGAAUGGGUACACGAAAAUCUUUCGGCAACAAAACUAAGGAGGUAUCAAAAAAUGAAAAUUUUGAGUCCCUUGUUGAAAAGAAGAUUAAAAAUCUCAAGUCUGAGAGGAGCAGUAUGGAUGUUUCGAAAAAUGUUCCGUAUUUGCGGCAAAAAGUAUUCCCGAUGACAGCUGGGCGGAAUGACAGCGAAUACAGCAGCAAUGGGCAUCGGAACCUAGAUCCGGCAGUGUUGGAAACACGACGCAAAUUUCUAGUUCGAGAACUCCGUAGUGCCAUAUCAAAACAUGGUCGUUUUGAUGUCCGAUGCGCCAACAUCACUGCUGCAUUAGGAGACUUGUAUGAUGAGAACAAAGAAUAUAGGCAAUCCUUGAGGCUACACAAAGAUGUUGUGUCUGUAUACAGUGUCAAUCUAGGUGAUGAUGAUAAGAAAACGCUGGAUGCAAAGCUGCGCCUGGCAAAAGUGCAAGAGAAUGCAGGCGACAUCGAUGGAGCUAUCCUCAACUACAACUUUGUAAUGAACAUGAUGAAGGACUUGAAGGGCGAGAAAAACCCAGACGUUGUUGAGGUUCUGACACGAAUCGCGGGUUGUCUCAAAAAGAAAGGAAAGUAUGAAUCUUCAAUUAAGCUUCUAAAACGUGCGCUGAAAACUUACCGCGAAGUCCUAGGGGAUACCCACCCGACUGUUUCUGUCACGGUAGAUUCCAUUGCGUCCUUAUACAUCACUAUCGGGGAGUAUGAAAAAGCAUCGGCGAUUCUUGAAGAAGUUGCGAAACUCAAGGCCGCAACCUUAGGCGUCACAAGCAAGGAAGUGGCCUCAAGCCUCUCUGAGCUUGCCACAUCGUAUGAAUGCGCCGAGCAGUACGGAAAGGCCAUGAAAAAUCUGAAGAAAGCAUACAAGAUAUAUGCAGAUAUUGUGGGCGAACAUGGUGAAAAGGCAAUCAUCAUCUUAGAAAGAAUAGCAUUGAUCUAUCAAGCCACCGGGCAAUACAAGAAGGCUGCCAUUGCUUAUCUGGGGGUAUUGCGUGGAAAGAAACGAGCCCUUGGAGGCUCUCAUCCUACCAUUGCUGACACCUAUUUCCAUCUAGGAGUUUCUCUGCGACAAAGCAAUCAGUUUGAUAAAGCUUUCAAGUGUAUAAAGCAGGCCCUGAAUAUCUAUGUUGGAGAAGGCAAGGAAAUACAUGAUGUUCAAAUGAUUGCAGAGGUUAUGCAUGAGCUUGCUAUAAUCCAUAAAGCUAACCACAACACGAGUGAUGCAAUCAAGACAUUUAAACAAGAAAUUGCGGUCCGAAGAAAACUUGGACAGCCUGAAUAUCCCCUAAUCGCCCAAGCUCUUAAUCACCUCGGUGUAGCCGAGUUUGAGCUCAAAAGCCACAACCGUGCACUAAACUACUUUAUGGAAGCGUUGGCUAUCUAUGAAAAGAAUAGGGUAGAAACAGCGUCUAAAGCAGCUGAUGGUACAGUCGUUGCUGGAACAGAUAUGGCAGAAGUGUCGUACAAUACAGGACUUGUUUUUGAAUCUCUUCACAACAAAAAGAGGGCACGCAAUGCAUUCAUUGAAGCGGCACGUAUCUUCAAGGAAAAUGGAUAUUCUACAUCCCAUCCACACUAUUCCAAAACAAUAGGGAAACUCAAGCGACUCGGUUACAAUUUCCAAGAAAUCGAUGACAAGAAAAGCAAUAGCAAUCCAAGUGAACGCAGUAAUAACUCGAGGAGAAGAGGCUGAUCAUAAAACAACUUUAAACAAACGUUUACAAACAGUAGUUUUGGCUUCGAAGCAGUCGAGUUAUUUCAAUCCAACAAAAGUGUGUUGCUAAUUCAUGAGGUAGGGCACUGCAGAAUAUUCAAUUCAAUCGGCAUGAGUUCAAUGAACAGAUCCACUUCAUUGCUGCUGACUGGAACGAACACGAACGAAGACUACGAAGAUUCCAAUUUUCUAUCUACCUCUCUUUGACUUUUCUUCAAAAUACUAAUGAAAACUUGGAUGGUAAGAUAAGGAACCAUAAUACUAUACUGAGCCGCCUCGAUUCAGUAACGAGC
Messenger RNA from Pseudo-nitzschia multistriata, 2805 nucleotides. Lineage: Eukaryota; Bacillariophyta; Bacillariophyceae; Bacillariales; Bacillariaceae. The record is from the annotation of a GenBank genome assembly.